Messenger RNA from Staurois parvus, 343 nucleotides. Lineage: Eukaryota; Metazoa; Chordata; Amphibia; Anura; Ranidae. The record is from the annotation of a GenBank genome assembly.
AUGAAAAUGGUCUCCGUUGACAAUCAGAAUUCAGAAGAAAUACUGAAAGAACUGUGUGCGUGCAAUGGUUUCAACUAUGAGAAGAUUGCACAAGAAGGACCAGCAACUAAAACACUUGAAAUGUUCUUCUCUGGUUACCCCGAAAUGGUUGGACUGUCUUAUUUUCCGAAUCUUACAAACCUGACAUUAGUUGGACAAAAUAUAGAAAAACAUCGCUGGUCUAGAAUCAUGUCCACUGCUUCAGAAACUUUGGAUUACAGAGUGUCAUUUAACAAAAAUUGAAGGUCUAGAAACGUGCCUUAAUUUGAAAAGGCUCUUCCUUUAUUAUAACAGUAUUACGGUC